Pseudomassariella vexata is the source of this 5560-nucleotide messenger RNA. RefSeq lists its product as uncharacterized. Gene Ontology annotation, biological process: rRNA processing. Gene Ontology annotation, molecular function: RNA binding; protein binding. The coding region runs from base 91 to 5436 and encodes 1781 amino acids. The transcript is spliced from 2 exons. Gene Ontology annotation, cellular component: nucleolus; small-subunit processome. Lineage: Eukaryota; Fungi; Ascomycota; Sordariomycetes; Amphisphaeriales; Pseudomassariaceae. The record is from RefSeq and is a predicted model, not a curated record.
GUGAAUCUUUUUUUCUUAUACAGGGUCCAUCUCAAAAGAUUUCGAGGUAGGUUCAAUCAGGCUGCCCAUACUCUCGCGAUUCCUGUGACAAUGAGCUCCGCAAAGAGGAAGGAUGCGCCUGGCGGCACAUCUGCUGCCAAAGUACCCAAAACACGCAGCGAUUCGCGCCCAUCGAAAUCACCCAAAUCCGAAAAGGCUAAAUUCGACUCCAAGACGAGCUCCAAGCCGUCCAAGACCUCCGAAUCGAAACCUGCCGCAGCCCCAAGUAUAUCACGACUCAAGGAAGAAGAACCGUUGUUUCCCAGAGGUGGUGGCAGCAUUCUAUCGCCUCUCGAGCACAAGCAGAUACAUGUCCAGGCCAAGCAAGACGUUCUCUUCGAGCAAGAGUCUGGACAAGCUAAGAAAAAGGCAGAGCGAGCCCAUAAGAAGCCGAAAGGGCAAUCAAACGAUGGCAAAGCGAGCAAGCCUGAACAGGGAGGAGACACUGUCAAGAUCGAGAGUCUCAACUACAAGCGUCUUGUCAAGGGGUCGAUGGUGCUGGGCCAAGUUGCCGAAAUCAACGCCCUCGACAUAUCUCUGGCUUUACCGAACAAUCUUGUCGGCCACGUACCGAUUACCUCUAUAUCAGAGACCCUGAAUGAAAGAAUUGCGACAGAAGCGGCGGAAGCGGCAGAAGACGAUGAGAACGACAAGGAGGCGCAGGAAGAUGAUGGUGUUGAUCUGAAGUCGCUUUUCAGACUCGGCCAAUACAUUCGGGCAUACGUUGUAUCGACAAUCGAGGAGACAACUGCUUCCUCCGGCAAGCCUCGAAGGCACAUUGAGUUGUCUCUGCGUCCGGAUCAAACUAACAGUGGGUUGUCAAGCAAAGAUGUUGUGACAAACUGUACCGUCAUGGCAGCGGUUGCCAGUGUCGAAGACCACGGAUUUGUUAUGGAGCUUGGUCUAGAAGAUUCGAAGCUCCGAGCAUUUCUGGCACGGAAGGAGGUUGAUGAAACGAUUCCCGAAUCUCAAAUGCAACCGGGUUCUGUCUUCUUGUGUCUUGUUACCGGCAAGAACGGCCAGGUCGCACAGCUGAGCACAUUGCAAAAGAAGAUGGGCAGUAUCCGAAAUCACGCGUCUGAAGCGACUACCAUCAACACCUUUCUUCCAGGUUCGGCUGUCGAGUUGCUAGUCACGGACAUCUCGGGACGCGGUCUGGCUGGCAAGGUUAUGGGAUCGCUAGAUGUCACAGCCGAUGUGAUCCACUCAGGUGCUGGUCCCCAAGCGCUAGAUCUUGGGGAAAAGUACAAAGUUGGCAAGAAGACCAAGGCUCGAGUCAUCUGCACGUUCCCUACUGCCGAUGACCCCAAGUUAGGCGUGUCAUUGCUCGACCACAUCGUAUCUCUUGAACCAAAGACGGUGGAAUCCAGCAACAAGUCGCCAGUGGAAGUCAUACCGCUCUCCAGUAUAGUCGAAAAGUGCACAGUCACCAGUGUUGAACCAGAAAUAGGUGUUUUUGUCGACAUUGGAAUUGAAGGGGUGUCUGGCUUUGUGCACAUAUCCAGACUUAAAGAUGGCAAAGUUGAUAUGGUUUCUGAGUCCACGGGCCCUUUCAAGCUACAAUCUGUUCACCGCGGGAGGGUCGUUGGAUACAAUGCUGUUGACGGUGUGUUCCAACUCUCUUUCGAGCAACAUGUUCUCGAACAACCAUUCCUCAGGUUGGAAGACAUUCCCGUGGGUGAAAUUGUCCAUGGUAUCAUCGAGAAGCUUGUCAUCGGCCCAGAUGGUGUGAGCGGUUUGCUUGUCAAGUUGGCCGAAGGCUUGACUGGUUUCGUUCCCGAAAUACACCUGGCUGAUGUCAAGCUGCAACACCCGGAGAAGAAGUUCAGAGAGGGCAUGAAAGUCAAGUCCCGCGUCCUGUCAACAGACCUCGUCAAGCGACAAAUCAGGCUCACUUUGAAAAAGACCCUCAUCAACUCCGAGGCAAUUCCGCUAAAGUCUUUCGAUGAAGUGGCGGUGGGCUUGCAGGUUCCAGCUACCAUUAUCAACGUCCUUGGAAAUGGAGCCGUCGUUCAAUUCUACGGCUCGAUGAGAGGUUUUCUGCCUAUCGCAGAGAUGAGCGAGGCUUAUAUUCGUGAUCCUAAGGAAUAUUUUCGCGUCGGCCAAGUGGUUGAUGUCCAUGUUCUUAAUUUCGACGCCGUCGAGCAGAAGCUCUAUGUGUCCUGCAAAAAUCCCGCGGCUUUUGGCAUCGAGAAGCAGCUGGCGCUCAAGAAGCUGAGCCUCGGAGACAUUAUAUCAGCCAAAGUCGUACAAAAGACAGAGGGUCAUGUCUUCGUGGAGUUAGUCGACAACUCACUGAGAGCUAUGAUCUCUGUAGGUCACCUUGCAGACGGUUCCACCAAGAAGAACCAGGCGGUCUUGAAAAAGAUUUAUGUGGGACAGACACUCACUGAUCUUGUAGUAUUGGACAAAAUUGAGGGCAGACGCUUCAUUGCGCUGAGCAAGAAGCCCUCUCUGAUGAAGGCUAGCCAGGAGGGGAAACUGCUCACUUCAUUUGACGAUGUCAAAGUUGGCCAGCUUUAUCCAGGUUACGUCAAAAAUAUCACGGCUACAGCGGUCUACGUCCAGUUUGCUGGCCCUCUUACCGCCUUGGUGCCGAAAUCAAGGCUACCACAAACUAUCCAGAAAGAAGCUAGCUUUGGAAUGGAGAAGCAUCAGUCAUUUCUCGUCAAGAUUUCAUCUGUGGACAGAGAGCGCCAGAGAAUUUUUGCCGCUCAUCCUGACAGUGAGAAGAUUGAGAAGAAUGAGACGGCAGGCCGUUCGUCUCAUAUGUCCGCCGCAGUGGAGAAUCCAGUAGACGAAGCGAUUACUUCAACGGACGACGUUUCUGUUGGUCGUGUCACAAAAGCCAAGAUCGUAUCCGUCAAGGGCACGCAGCUUAAUGUUAAGCUGGCUGACAACAUUCAAGGCCGUGUGGAUAUGUCAUCCGUCUUUGACUCUUGGGACGAGAUUACUGAUGUCAAAGCACCUUUGCGCAAAUUCCACCAGGGGGAUGUCAUUCCUGUCCGAGUAUUGGGUGUGCACGAUGCAAAGAACCACCGAUUCUUACCCAUCUCCCAUCGAUCCACCAGCUCAAUCCUCGAACUCUCCAGCAAACCAAGCGAUGUGAAGGGCGCUGCGGUUGAGUCGUUGUCCUACGAGAAGCUCGAAAACGGAUCUACUUAUGUGGCGUUCGUGAACAAGGUCCAGGACCGUACCCUUUGGGUGAAUCUCUCCCCAAAUGUUCGGGGCAGAAUCAACACUUUGGAUAUUUCCGAUGAUGUCUCCCUCCUCGAGAAUCUGUCGUCUAAUUUCCCAGUUGGCUCCGCACUGCGCGUGCGAGUCCUCGCGGUUGACCCGUCCCAAGGCCGUCUCGAUCUUUCGGCCCGGUCAUCUGUCUCAUCGCCUGCACUUACGUGGGGUACUGUCAAGAAGAACAUGGUUCUUCCGGGACGAAUAACGAAAAUCAACGAGCGACAAAUCAUGGUUCAGCUGAGUGAGACGGUUUCUGGGCCUAUCCACCUGGCAGACAUCAGCGACGACUUUGAUGAUGCCAACACUAUGAACUACAGCAAGAACAGCGUCAUCCGAGUCUCGAUCGUUGACCUUGACAAAAGCAACAAGAAGGUCCGCUUGUCGUCCCGACAUUCGAGGGUGUUGAAUUCGUCGGCAGAAGUCAAGGAUAGAGAAUUCACCGAUGUAUCCCAAGUUGUUGUGGGUGAUAUCGUGCGUGGAUUUGUUAAAAACGUCUCUGACAAGGGACUCUUUGUGACUCUCGGUGGAGACGUCACAACCAUGGUCAAGAUAUCGGAUCUUUCCGACAGGUUCUUGAAGGAUUGGAAAGAUUCUUUCCAAGUCGACCAGAUUGUCAAAGGACGAGUGACCUCAGUUGACCCUACAGUGGGACAAAUACAAAUGAACCUCAAGCCAUCGGUUGUAGAGAAAGACUACGUCCCCUUGCUCAACUACCAAGAUCUUCGCGAAGCUCAGAUUGUCACUGGAAAAGUUCGGAAAGUCGAAGAAUUUGGAGCAUUCAUCCUUGUUGAUGGUUCCAAUAACGUCAGCGGACUUUGUCACAGAAGCGAGAUGGCCGAGAAGUCCGUCGACGAUGCGCGGAAGUUGUUUAGCGAGGGAGACGCUGUCAAAGCCAUCAUUCUUAAACUUGAUAAGCAGAAGAGGCGUAUUAACUUUGGAUUGAAGCCCUCGUAUUUUGAAGGCGAAGGCAGCGACGAGAGUGAUGAUGAUGACGCUGGUGCACCGCUUAUCUCGGAUGAUGAAGACGAAGACAUGGAUGAUAAUGUCAGCGCUGUUAUUAUCACAGGGACCGAUAAUGUCGAAGAAGAAGAACCAGAGGGUGAGGAUAUGGAGAUGACUGACGCAGCGGGAGAGGUUGAAGGCCUGGAUGCUGGUGGCUUUGACUGGGAUGCCGACGCUGUCAGCAAGAAGCGUGGACCUGCCUCUGUGGUAGAUGAGAAGCCCGGCUCUCAGGAUAAGAAGAAGAAGCGAAGGAAAGCUCAAAUUGAAGUUGACAAAAGUGGCGACCUCGAUGCAUUCGGUCCCAGAACUGCUGCCGACUACGAGCAACUCCUCAACCGUCAACCGAACUCGUCAACGCUGUGGAUUGAGUACAUGGCAUAUCAAUUGCAAUCUAGUGAGCUGGCAGAGGCCCGCAAGGUGGUUGAACGUGCUAUUACCACCAUUAACAGCGUCGAGGAAACGGAGAAGCUCAAUGCAUGGAUUGCAUAUCUCAAUCUUGAAGUUCGCUUUGGGACUGAAGAGACCGUGGAGGAGGUUUUCAAGCGCGCGUGCCAAGUCAAUGAUCAGCAAGAAGUGUUCCAACGACUAGCGAGUAUCUACAUUCAAGAGGACAAACCCGAGAAAGCAGAUGAGCUCUUCCAGGCUCUUGUGAAAAAGUUUGGCUCCACCUCACCAGAAGUGUGGUAUAACUAUGGCCAUUGGCUCCACGCAGUACAGAACCAGCCUGAUCGCGCCAAGGCUCUCAUGCCCCGUGCAAUCCAGGCGCUCCCGACCCAAGCCCACCUUCCGUUGAUGACCAAGUUUGCGGGGCUGCACUUCAGCUCGGAGAACAAGAACCCGGAACUCGGACGGACCAUGUUCGAAGGCCUCAUUGCACAGUUUCCCAAGCGGUUCGAUCUGUGGAAGCAACUGCUUGACCAUGAAGACGUACCUGGAGCAGACAAGGCAGUCGUGCGGGACGUGUUUGAGAGGGCGCUAAAGGCAAAGGGACUCAAGCCUCGGGCUGCCAAGAAGUGGUUCAAGAGAUGGGCGGACUGGGAGGAGAAGAAUGGCGACCAGAAGAGCCGCGAGAAGGUUGGUGCCAAAGCUGCAGAGUGGGUGAGAGCGAGGACAGACUCAAAGGCUGACGCCGGCGACGAGGAGGAUGCCGAUGACGAUUAGUUGCCUCGAAGAUGGAAGUUGCAUUAAUGGCGUCCGGAUACCAAAAUAGUCACAAACGACCCUUUUGUUUUUUUGAGCCAGAGUUUAUAAAAUGUACAAUUAUAUAAUUGACGUUCCUGUCAUU